Molecule: messenger RNA, 1650 nt
Organism: Pantherophis guttatus
Lineage: Eukaryota; Metazoa; Chordata; Lepidosauria; Squamata; Colubridae
Source: RefSeq, a predicted model, not a curated record
CGGGCCCCGCCUGGUCAGCUGGGCGGCCGGCCGGGAAAGCGGCGAGCGAGCGAGCGAGUGGCCGGGACCGGCCUGGCCUCCAACGCUCCGUCCGGCAAGGGCGGCGGCGGCGGCGAGCGGAGGUGCCUUUGGACGGUUGCAGCUGGAGGCCUUGGGCUAUAGCUGGGUCCCCCCCUUCCCCUCCCGCCCCCCCCCCCUUCCCCCCUCCCCCUCUUAAGGGUCUCCCUUCUGCACUCACUAAUGACUGCGUGGAUCAUCCUCCCCAUCAGCCUCUCUACCUUCUCAAUCACUGGAAUAUGGAUUGUCUAUGCCAUGGCAGUCAUGAAUCACCACGUGUGCCCUGUUGAGAACUGGUCGUACAACGAGUCUUGUUCUGCUGAUUCUACCAAGCACGGCUACCCCAAAAGCUGCUGCACCUUGGAAGAUGUCCCUUUGAUCAGUAAAUGUGGCACUUACCCUCCUGAAAGUUGUCUCUUCAGCCUUAUUGGGAACAUUGGAGCUUUCUUGGUGGCCAUCAUCUGCUUCCUGCGCUACGGGCAACUCCUGGAGCAAAGACGGGCCUCCAGGGUGAACACAGCAGCCCUUGUCACCGGUUGCACCAACGCGGCUGGCCUGGUGGUGGUUGGAAAUUUUCAGGUGGAUUAUGCCAAAUCUCUUCACUACAUCGGAGCUGGCGUUGCCUUCCCAGCCGGCCUGCUUUUCAUCUGCCUCCAGUGCUUCCUCUCCUAUCACAUGGCGGUUUCUGCCCUGGACUUCUGGAUGGCCUAUCUACGCGUUUUCCUCUCCACCAUGGCCUUCAUCUCUCUUGUCUUCAGUGGCAUCUUCUUUAUCCACGAGAGCUUCCUCCUGCAGCACCUGGCUGCCAUCUGCGAGUGGGUCUUUGUCAUCGACAUUCUCGUUUUCUAUGGAACCUUCAGCUAUGAGUUUGGUGCCAUCUCCAAUGAGACCCUGGUGGCCGCCCUGCAGCACUCCAGCGGCCGAGGCUGCAAGUCCCCGGGCAGCAGCAGCACCUCCACCCACCUGAACUGCCACCCGGAGAGCAUUGCCAUGAUAUAACCAGGGGGGCUGGGGUGGGGAGAGGGCAGGUUCACCCCACCAUCUCCGCUGCUCUGGCAAGCUGUCUUUUCUUCUGGCAAUUUUUAUACCAGGAUUGUUUUUUUAAAGAAUAUAUUGCUGCCUAGCCCUUCUAAGAAGUUGUUCGUUUUCCAAAUAUUCAGAGAAGUUCCAAGGAUCUCUUUGCCCAGCCUUUGCGUAAGGACACCUUGAAGCGCUUUCUCUGCUGGAUCUCUUGCCGCCCUUCAGGGAGUGCCUAAAAGCCAAAAGUGUGCUCUUGUGCUUGUGUACUGGGGUACCCAAGAACCCAGGUUGCUCUGGCAAAAAUUGUGCCUCACUGCCACCCCGUCUUCUUUCGAGGCAAGAGUUGCUUAAGCUGCAGAAGCAAGUUUAUUUGGGGAUGCCCCGUGCUGGUGGAAAUACACCCCUCCUCUUGUUAAGAAAAUAAAAGUAUGAGAAAGAGAGCACCUCCGCCAUUUUCACCCCCACCCCCAACAUCAUACGGAGUUCAUUUCUUCAGCCCUGGGUAAAGGGGCUUGAUAUUUUGUAGAACUUUUUUGUAUCUUUGCCUAUAUAAAAAGAGCUAUCGGAGGAAGA